ACGUUCGUUCGUCCGCCCGCCCGCCCGCGAGAAGUCUCCAAAAGUCUGCCUUUUAAGGGCAAAAAGAGAGGAGAGCGCUCGAGCGGAUGAUGUCAAAAAGCAGAAGUCUCCUGACUCAUCGCUGGCGUUUGAAUAUCGACGGCCAACGACGCGCAACUGGUUGACCCCAAGUUGGACUUACCCGCUCCGCUGGCUUUUCCCGGGGCGCCGCCGCCGCCGCCGUUGAGCGAGAGGAAAAUGAGCGACCAGAGCAAAGACGCGCACGCCGCCGAAGAGAUGUGGCCAUUUUUCUGCCUGUGUUUACUGUACAUCCCUGUGGUGCCGCCCCGUUCUCCCUCUCUGUCGUCCUCGCCCGGUUGCUAAAGUCAGCCUGCCUCGGCGUCUCCCCUGCUUGCUUGUUUGCUUGCUUGCUUGCUUCUUUUCUCUCUCUCUCUCUGGAUCCUCCGACUUUACAACUAUAAAAGGGACGAGGAAUAGACCGCACAUCCGGUUUGGACUUUCAAAAUAAAAAGAGUUCGUCCUUUUGGCUCUCACGGGCGGAUUUUUUUGUGAAGUCGGAACCGUCUGAUCGUAGAAUAUUUAGCUCGACGAGCUAACGUUCGCACGUUGCGUUCACGUCAACUUGGUCAGGGGACUAUCUACACUUCACGUGCAUUUUACUGCUAAAAUAAAGCUCGCGGGCUUUUGUCUUCUUCAACUCCUCGUCUGCCUUUGCCGACGACAGACGUCCAGUAGAGUCGAUGACUCCACCUGAGAGCAGAAUUAGAUGGACAAAUGUACGUAGGCAUUCGCCGCCUUCACUUUCUCCAAGGUUUUUCGCCGUCGAGUCAUCACGUCGUCGUCUUCCGCGCGUCGGUGACGGCGAGACGACUACAACAAGCUAGCGUGUACUCAAGUCAAUGCCGACGCCAUUGUUGUUAGCAUACUAGCUACCGCUCGAACAUGACUUCGGCUUCCACCAAAGUAAGUUUCCGGACUAACGUUUCAUUCGAAGCGGACGUGAAUCAAAUGGACCUCGACGGCUAGCGGUUGAGGUAGCCAUGGCAACGGUGCGCGUUCAUUUUCAAACGCAGGUCGGCGAAAUCUUCUCCGCGGCCGGCGCCGCCUUCAGUCGCCUCGGAGAGCUCACCAUGCAGCUUCACCCUGUGGCCGAGGUCACCCCCGCCAGCGCUCACGCCAAGAGUCCGGUGAAGCGCAAGCACGAAGACGACGGCGGGUCGAAGGGCGUCCCGCACAAGCCCCCGGCGACUAAGAAAAGCGCCGCCCGGCCCGCGGCCGUCGUCGUCGUCGCCGCCGCGCAGCCGCCGGCCAAAAAGCGCAAGGCCGCAGACGUCACCCUGAGCGCCCUCAACGACUCCGACGUCAACAGCGACCUGGUGGACAUGGAGGGACUGGGACGCGGCUCCCCGUCCAAAAAACUCAACUUUGAUCAAGAGACCUUGAACUUGGACCCCGGCCUCAUCAUCAACUCCGGUGACCUUCCUUUGCUGUCGCACUGAGAGAAAGGCAUGGCAAGAAAAUCUCCAUGUUUUUUUUUUUUACCUUUUUUCUUUCUUUCUCCCAUUUUCACACGCCAGUGGUCAGAAACGGUUCACAAUGUCGUUCACAAAAUGGAGGACCUCACUCAAAUAAACCCUUGCUCAAUGAGUUUAAUGCAGCUGUAACACAGAGUAGACAGCCAACAGUACAAUGAUAUUGGGGCUUUUAAAAGUGCUACAUUUCCUGGAGAGAGAUCUUCCCUUAAUAGCGUGUCGUUUGUUGCCUGAUGAGCGAAUAUAAAAAAACAUGAAUGGGACGUGGACAAAGCGUUCGUGUGGAAAUUUUACAGGCUUAACAUCGCUCCUCGCCGGGUUCAGUCUAGUCGUCGAGGGGCUCGGUGGGCGGCCGUUGGUACGUGGCGCAGUGUCCCGCCCUGGACCAAAAGACAGGAGGG
This is a messenger RNA of Corythoichthys intestinalis (scribbled pipefish), 1933 nucleotides long. Its product is annotated as chromatin complexes subunit BAP18-like. The record is from RefSeq and is a predicted model, not a curated record. Bases 1041 to 1499 code for a protein of 152 amino acids. Lineage: Eukaryota; Metazoa; Chordata; Actinopteri; Syngnathiformes; Syngnathidae. Gene Ontology annotation, cellular component: NURF complex; MLL1 complex. The transcript is spliced from 4 exons.